CAACGACGAAAGCUCGACCCACAACAAGAGCGUGAGCCUUGUACCUAUAUAGAAGAGCUUACUAAGCAUCAUCUGCCACCUACAAGGCAAAUGAUACAAAAUUUUGCUGCAGAAAUAGCUCACAAGAGCAUUAGCGAUACCUGGGUCUAA
Molecule: messenger RNA, 150 nt
Organism: Didymella exigua CBS 183.55
Lineage: Eukaryota; Fungi; Ascomycota; Dothideomycetes; Pleosporales; Didymellaceae
Exons: 1
Source: RefSeq, a predicted model, not a curated record